This is a messenger RNA of Oncorhynchus nerka (sockeye salmon), 1396 nucleotides long. Its product is annotated as cholesterol 25-hydroxylase-like protein. The transcript is spliced from 2 exons. Gene Ontology annotation, molecular function: iron ion binding; steroid hydroxylase activity; C-4 methylsterol oxidase activity. The record is from RefSeq and is a predicted model, not a curated record. Gene Ontology annotation, biological process: sterol biosynthetic process; cholesterol metabolic process. Gene Ontology annotation, cellular component: endoplasmic reticulum membrane. NCBI's taxonomy places the organism in Eukaryota, Metazoa, Chordata, Actinopteri, Salmoniformes, Salmonidae. Bases 279 to 1178 code for a protein of 299 amino acids.
AAAAAACAUUUACUGCUUCUGUGGCUCUAUUACCCUCCCGCCAAACGACAGCCAAUCGUGUUCUGUCAACCAUUGUGGAAGAGAAAAUAAGUAUUUAAUUGGGCACUCGAGCAUAAACUAAAUGCGUACAGUCAGCUGGAGAGAGUGAAUUGAAGAAACUACAUCAUGGACUACGUUAUUACAAAGUAGUAGCCAACACACUUGGAUAAAUGCGGAGAACACUUCAUGAUGGUCAUUUUUUGUUUGAUUAAAAAAAUAAGCCUUCGUAUGCUGGUAUUAUGAAUAUUAGUACUUUUCUAAAACAUGGGAACCCAGAUGGACUGCUGCUCCAGCCGCUGUGGGAUGAUCUGCGAGCACAACGGGAGUUCCUCACGUCACCUUUCCUGCCCGCAUGCUUCGCUUUCCUCAUCCACCUUCUCCUCUGCACACAUUUUCUAGCCUUUGAAGCGCUGGGAUGUUUCUGGCCACGGAUAAAUCUCUACAGAAUCUCGAGGACCGCUGAACCGUUCCUGUUGUGUUUGCAGCGAUGGGUUGGCUGCUGUUGGAGGAUUUUUCUGAAAUACCUGACAACUGUUCUCCCUGCCACCGCGCUUUAUCAAAGAGUUAGGAUUCCAAGAUUUCCCGAACUCGCGCCAUCAUGCAGCCUGCUUAUUGGGGAGGUUAUCGCGUGCCUACUUUUAUUUGAUGCGCUGUUCUUUAUAUGGCAUUAUACCAUGCAUCGGGUUCCCUGGCUGUAUCGGAGGGUCCACCAGACUCAUCACCAGAACCGGAUCACCUUCGCCCUGACUGCCCAGGACGCCAGCCCGGCUGAGCUACUCUCCCUGCAGAUGCUGGCCCUGAGCAGUGCCUGGGUGGUGGGCUGCCACCCUCUGAGUGAGGCCCUGUUCCACCUGCUCAACACCUGGCUGGCCAUAGAGGACCACUGUGGCUACGACCUGCCCUGGGCUAUCCAUAGACUACUGCCCUGCUUCGGAGGGGCCCCCUUCCACCAGGCACACCACCACAUCUACAGGGGGAACUAUGCCCCCUACUUCAGGCACUGGGACUGGCUCUGUGGGACCUACCUGGGGGUAAGGGAGGAGGCUGGGAGUAAACAUGGAGGGAGGACAAUUAGGAGAAGGAGAAGAAAGAAGAGCCUUGGAUCUGACUGUGUGUGCGCACAAGCUUGCAUGUGUUAAAAUGAAUGUAAUCUAUGAAGCAAACAAAGAACUGACAUCUUAGGUAGCAUCAUUAGUACAGUGAGUACAGGCUAACACAUGGGUUAUGUGUACUUGUGUUUGUAAAUUACAGGUGGUUAUAUGUUGACUCAAAUGGAAUAUUUGACAAGCAUUAGAUAUAAAGAGACAAUGCUGGUCAUUUGGCUAAAUGUGAAAAUAAAGGACAGCCGCACACUCUA